AUGCCAGGAGAGGUCAUUGACCGUCCCAAUCCAUCGGCGCUGCCCUCACAGCUGCCUGACGAGGUCCUUGACCUUGCAGCCAAGAUCCAGAGAAAGCCGCUUGACAAAGAUGUAGCGCAAUCGCUUGAAGACUUCCAGAAUGCCGCCUGCUACAUCGCGGCUGCUAUGAUCUUCCUGAAGGACAAUGCCCUCCUCGAGUCAGACCUCACGUUCGACCAUGUCAAGCCACGACUCCUCGGUCACUGGGGGACGUGUCCCGGCCUCAUUCUGGUCUGGUCACACCUCAACCUCUUGAUCCGCAACCACGAUCUCGAGAUGAUUUAUGUCAUCGGUCCCGGCCAUGGAGCGCCUGCCGCCCUGGCCUCUCUCUGGCUCGAGGGCUCCCUUGAGCGUUUCUAUCCCGAGCAAUAUCCCGUCAACAAGGAGGGUCUCUCGAAUCUCAUCAGCGGGUUUUCUGUGCCUGGAGGCUUUCCCAGCCACAUCAAUUCGGAGACGCCCGGUUCCAUCCACGAGGGCGGCGAGCUCGGCUAUGCUCUGGGGGUAUCCUUUGGUGCCGUCAUGGACAACCCUGACCUGAUUGUUACCUGCGUGGUGGGAGAUGGUGAGGCCGAGAGCGGACCUACUGCAGCCGCCUGGCACGCUAUCAAGUACAUCGACCCAAAGGAGUCUGGCGCCGUCAUCCCCAUCCUCCACGUAAACGGCUUCAAAAUUAGCGAGCGCACCAUCUUUGGCUGCAUGGACGACAAGGAGAUUGUUUCGCUGUUCAGUGGGUACGGCUACCAGGUCUACAUUGUCCAGGACCUCGCCAAUAUCAACGAAGACCUCGCAAACGCACUGGUGUGGGCGCUUUCUGAGAUCAAGAAGAUCCAAAAGGCUGCGCGGUCUGGAGAGCCAAUUUCUAAGCCCCGAUGGCCCAUGCUGGUGAUGAGGACCCCGAAGGGCUGGAGCGGACCCAAAAAGGUCGACGGCAAGAUUGUCGAAGGAUCUUUCAACUCGCACCAGGUUCCUUUGAAGAAGGCCAAAACGGACGAGAGCCAUCUCCGCAAUCUCAAGGAGUGGCUGUCGCACUACAAGAUCAACGAUCUCUUAACCGACGGAAAGCCGAACCAUACCAUCCUCGACAUUCUCCCCAAGACGGACGCGAAGAAACUUGGUCAGUUCAAGCCAACACAUGAGCCUUAUAUCGGCCUAGAUCUUCCUGACUGGAGGUCAUUUGGCGUUGAACGCGGUCACCAGAACAGCGAGAUGGAGGCGACGGCCAAGUUCCUUGACCGAGUCAUCCAAGACAACCCGCACACCUUCCGCAUGUUCUCGCCCGAUGAGCUGGAAAGCAACAAGUUUGGAGCUGUUCUCGAGCAUACGGGGCGCAACUUCCAGUGGGACGAGUUUUCGAGAAACAAGGGGGGGCGCGUCAUUGAGAUUCUGUCGGAGCACUGCUGCCAGGGCUUCAUGCAGGGCUACACGCUCACAGGACGAGUCGCUCUGUUUCCCAGCUAUGAAUCGUUCUUAGGAAUCGUCCAUACGAUGAUGGUUCAGUACGCCAAGUUCAGCAAGAUCGCUCAGUCGCUCGACUGGCGCGGCGACCUAGCAUCGAUCAACUACAUCGAAACGAGCACCUGGGCGCGCCAGGAGCACAACGGCUUCUCCCACCAGAACCCCUCGUUCAUCGGAGCCGUCCUGAACAUCAAGGCCGAGGCCGCAAGAGCGAGUGCCACCAAGACUUUAUUCAUUGGGACCGUCACUAACAAGACCCCAGGUCUAUCUGCCCCCCGACGCCAACUGCUUCCUAAGCACAGUCCACCACUGUCUGAAGUCGAAAAACUACACGCCGAUAAGCAUUGCCAGGCCGGCGCCUCCAUCUGGCCUUUCGCCUCAACCCCGCUCGCCAAGGGCGACCAGCCCGACGUUGUCCUCGUCGGCAUCGGCGUCGAGGUGACCUUUGAAGUCGUCAAGGCCGCCGAACUCCUGCGCACGCUGGCCCCGUCGCUCAAGAUCCGCGUCGUCAACGUCACGGACCUUAUGGUCCUCGUCGCCGAGUCGCGCCACCCGCACUCCCUGACGCGCGACGAGUUCAUAGCCAUGUUCACCGCCGACAGGCCCGUGUGCUUCAACUACCACGGCUACGCCACCGAGCUGCAGGGCCUGCUUUUCGGCCGGCCAAACAUGGACCGCAUCAGCAUUGAGGGCUAUCGCGAGGAGGGCAGCACGACGACGCCGUUUGACAUGAUGCUCGUCAACUGCGUCAGUCGGUUUGACGUCGCGGCGAGGGCGCUCCGCGGCGGGGCCGCAUCCAACGACAAGGUUAAGACGGACCUGGACCGGUUGUUGAAGGAGAUCGAUGGCCGCGUUGGGACGAUUCGGGACUUUAUCAACAAUGAGGGCAAAGGUCAGCUUUCUUCGCCGUAUGCACGCACUCUGUGA
This is a messenger RNA of Verticillium dahliae VdLs.17, 2421 nucleotides long. Its product is annotated as xylulose-5-phosphate phosphoketolase. Gene Ontology annotation, biological process: carbohydrate metabolic process. NCBI's taxonomy places the organism in Eukaryota, Fungi, Ascomycota, Sordariomycetes, Glomerellales, Plectosphaerellaceae. The transcript has 6 exons. The record is from RefSeq and is a predicted model, not a curated record. The coding region runs from base 1 to 2421 and encodes 806 amino acids. Gene Ontology annotation, molecular function: aldehyde-lyase activity.